AUGCCCACUGUAAUCCCUUCACCUUCUUGGUCGAAUGCUGAACUAUCAGCAGCGGACAUCGCCUCCCUCCCUUACUCCAAGUGGAUUCAGGAAGAUCUUGCUCGACCCCUCGUUGCUUUGUCGUUCAAAGGAAAGAUCAGGCUCACAGGCCACUACGUCAAGCUAGGCAAAGGGUCCUGCUCCCUCGUUUUUCCUGGAGAGAUAAUCCAAGCUGGCCAAGUUCAUCAGGUCGCGGUGAAAGUCUAUCAAACUGAUAUAGCUGACGCACAGAUGAUGGCGAGAGAGAUCAAAGUACUGCGGAUGUCGAGGCAUCCCAAUAUUGUAUAUUUCCAUGGUGUUGUUGCUACGCCUCAUCCAACAUCUUCCGACCUAUCCGAUUUUCGGAUCGUGACCAGCCUAUGCGAGGGAGGAGACAUAUUGAGUUAUCUUGCCAGAAACCAGAAUGCUCAUCGCAUGUCUCUGAUUCAUGACAUGGUUGCUGGCAUGUCUUAUCUGCAUGGUAACAAUAUAGCCCACGGUCGCAUCGAACCUAAAAAGGUGCUCGUCAGGCUCGUUGAUGGCCGAGCGUGUGCGGUCCUCUCAAGUUUUGCAUCCGCUCGAAUCCUCGGUGACAUCACGUCGUCCGAUUGGUACGAAGGGAUAUAUAUCUAUACUCCACCUGAAAAUGCUCCCUCCAAGUCCUCCACGCCAUUGGCGACCAAGGAAGCAGACAUCUAUGCGUUUGGGUUUACAGCUCUUAAAGUUUUGAGCACCUUAGAAGUUACCUAUUCCACAGACGAGGCUGGGGCCGCCACCGCUGCAUUCUUCUGGGCAGGAAAUCGCCCGUCGCGCCAGGCUCACGCUGGACCGGAACUCACUCUCGAAGUGUGGCAAUUGAUUGAGGAAUGUUGGAAUGCUGAACCAAAGAACCGACCCAUUGUGGAAGAAGUCAUUGCACGGGUAGCCGGACUCGCCAAUAAGAACUGCAUAUAA
Pleurotus ostreatus (oyster mushroom) is the source of this 972-nucleotide messenger RNA. RefSeq lists its product as uncharacterized. Gene Ontology annotation, biological process: protein phosphorylation. Gene Ontology annotation, molecular function: ATP binding; protein kinase activity. The transcript has 7 exons. The record is from RefSeq and is a predicted model, not a curated record. The coding region runs from base 1 to 972 and encodes 323 amino acids. NCBI's taxonomy places the organism in Eukaryota, Fungi, Basidiomycota, Agaricomycetes, Agaricales, Pleurotaceae.